CGCACUUCCUCCACUGUCCACUGCGAGAAUAGACUAUAUAAACCUGCAAAAACGGACUCUUCCUGAUACACUUACAAAGUCUGCAAAGAAGCAAUCCAUCGCUGCUUUGUCUCUCUGCGAUCCGUCACAGAAGCUUUAGGAGCGAUACUGCUCUGCCAACGCUGGCAAAGCCAACAGGAGGUCGCGACGCUCUAUAAAAGAAACAUUCCGUCUGCAGUUUCCUUGAAAUCGAACAUGAAACUCCAGUUAUUUGCCACAGAUUUACUACUUCUGUGCAUAUCUUGGGGAGCAAGUGCGCUGGCAACGAGCAUACCUGCUGCGUCAACGUUCGCGCCAGGUGCCAACAUCACCGGGCUUGGCGCGGCGCGCGGCCACGGAGAAGGCGAAACAGUUUCCAAAACCAGAAGGAAGCGGUAUAUUAGUCAGAAUGACAUGAUUGCCAUCCUCGAUUACCACAACAAAGUCAGAGGCAGAGUGUUUCCUCCCGCCUCCAAUAUGGAAUACAUGGUGUGGGAUGAGACUUUGGCCAAAACAGCAGAGGACUGGGCACAUGCUUGUCUUUGGGAACAUGGACCUCCUCAUCUUCUCAGGUUCCUGGGUCAAAACCUCUCAGUCAGGACAGGACGCUAUCGGUCCAUCCUCCAGCUGGUGAAGCCCUGGUACGAUGAAGUGAAAGAUUAUUCAUUUCCAUACCCCCGUGACUGCAACCCAAGGUGCCCUCUUCGAUGCUAUGGGCCCAUGUGUACCCACUACACACAGAUGGUCUGGGCAACAUCUAACAAAAUCGGUUGUGCUGUCCACACGUGCCACAAUAUGAAUGUAUGGGGUGCUGUGUGGAAAAGGGCAACAUAUUUAGUCUGCAACUAUUCACCAAAGGGUAACUGGAUUGGAGAAGCUCCUUAUAAAGUUGGCGUCCCAUGUUCCGCCUGCCCUCCCAGCUACGGGGGAUCAUGCAGCAACAAUAUGUGCUUCCCAGCGCUCAAGACUAACUACCUGCACUGGUUCAAAUAAACACAACCAACAUGAGCCGACAACCCACAGUACCACAAAGACAUUGUUUUUUUUUGUUUUUUUAAUCAAGUAAGGAUUUGCACAACAGUUGAGCAAAAAUGCUUUUCUGUAUAUAUGGGCUUAUUUAAGGAAAGACGUAUACAACUGAAGGCACCUGAUGAUUUUAGUGACUUGUGAAUAAUCUGUAAAUGAGUCAUGUUCUCUUUUGUCAGUUUCCUACAUAAAUUAGAAAUGAUGAAAUACAUAAAUAUAUUUAUAUGACAAAUGGGUCAUUUUAACAGUGCUUACUUUAUGCGGUAUUAAAACCCAUUGACAAUGUGGUAUUUAUAGCAGCCAUCACAGCUCCUCAUUUCAGUUCACUUUGGUGCUACAGGUAUCACCUUCAUGAUGGGUGCUCUGCCUACACAAAAAUGUUUUGAUCAAACAGGACCAAAGCGUUUGACCUAAGAGGGGAACCUCCACUUGCAGCGUUUUCAUGCCAACAGUGACUUGCCAAGUUCACUAAUUUAUCAUAACUUGCCGGCUUUAGGUUGAGUUGUCUCGGAUUUUUAAGCUAGGCCUACCUUUCUGUCACAAUCCAGUUCUGGCUUCAGUCUCUUGUGACCAUGGUGCAUGCAUUAAAUAAAGCUGACUGGAAAGACAUAGUUUUGUAGGCUGAUGUCAGCUCAGGAAAACACUUGUGUUUUGAAAGACCUCCUGAAAUAUUAAGCAGUACAUUUUCAGUUUUAAUCUGCACUAAUUCACCUCAAUGUCAUAUCAAUGACAAUCCUUUGGGGCAUUUUCACAGAUUUUAUUCACAUAUUUUGUAUUUAUGUUAGACAUAGGUCUGACACAUAUCUGCUCUGUGAUAACAUAAUAUAUCACCAUGUAAGUUUACUGGUUUAUUACAUUCCUUCAUGUGUAUUGAUGUUGUUUAUAUUUUGAUAUGAUCACUCAUUUAGGAUUCAGGCACUCAAGUGCACCUUAAUUGUUUGUAAAUUUCUAAAAUAGCAAAAAAAUAAAAAGAGUGUUUUUUGAAUGUGUACAUAAUCAUACCUUGACUAUGUUAAAAAAAAAGGUUAAACCGUAAGUUAUUCAUUUUUGUAUGUUUAAGUUAUAUUAAUUUUGUAUUGUUUUGUGAAAUGGUAGCAUAUAUUCGACAUACUGAAGAGUACAAAAAUAGGAAGAAUCACAUUUUCAGCACUGACAGUUUUUAAAUCAGCAAUGAUAUUAAUGCUGUAAUGUCAGUUUUUUAUGUGUUGGACUUGUAUUAAAAUGUUUAAUUUUAUCGUUCA
Molecule: messenger RNA, 2285 nt
Organism: Xiphophorus hellerii (green swordtail)
Lineage: Eukaryota; Metazoa; Chordata; Actinopteri; Cyprinodontiformes; Poeciliidae
Gene: pi15a
Product: peptidase inhibitor 15a
Exons: 6
Coding region: 235-1011 (258 amino acids)
Cellular component (GO): extracellular region
Source: RefSeq, a predicted model, not a curated record